This is a messenger RNA of Protopterus annectens (West African lungfish), 3408 nucleotides long. It is a transcript of the gene KANK2, whose product is annotated as KN motif and ankyrin repeat domains 2. The transcript is spliced from 12 exons. Gene Ontology annotation, molecular function: protein binding. Gene Ontology annotation, biological process: negative regulation of transcription by RNA polymerase II; negative regulation of G1/S transition of mitotic cell cycle; negative regulation of intracellular estrogen receptor signaling pathway. Gene Ontology annotation, cellular component: cytoplasm. Bases 415 to 3408 code for a protein of 997 amino acids. Lineage: Eukaryota; Metazoa; Chordata; Ceratodontiformes; Protopteridae. The record is from RefSeq and is a predicted model, not a curated record.
AGAGAUCCGCUCAGCUCUUAAGGAUCCACCUGGACCGUUUGCUAAUGGACGUUGUAGGCUGGAUGAAUUGGUCGGAGGGAUAGUGCGUGUCAACAGUGCAAAAAGGAAUAGUAUACAGCUAGUUUUCAGGAAAAAAGGUGGAACAAAAUUGUGUGUGCUGAAAGAAACCAGGAAAGUCAAAAUGGGUGAAAAGUAGAUGGAAGAUUGUUUCAUUGCACAAGUGAAUACAAGACUUGAAAAAGCUGGAAGAAAAAAGAGAAUAAAGAAAGCCUGUUACAGCAGUAUGUUGUGUGGCUUUUCCUCUGUGUCUCCAUACUUGCAGGAACAGCAGAGAUAUCAUUAACAGGUUUUGUGCUCAGUACAACCUUUUUCUGUCAUUCUCAGAGAGGUCUGGUGAAGAGCUGAAGGGUAAAGAUGGCUCAGGUUCUGCAUAUGGAAACUGGCUUCCCAGGAAAGUCCAACCCAAUGUCUAGCUCCGUUUUUCAAAGCAAGGAUCAAGACCUGCCAUACUCUGUAGAGACUCCAUAUGGGUAUCGCUUGGACCUUGACUUUUUAAAAUACGUGGAUGAUAUUGAAAAGGGAAACACACUCAAGAAGGUUCACGUUCAUCGCAGGCCAAGAUAUAGCUCUCUCCCAAGGGGGUAUGGAUACACCGGGUCUUGGUGGACUUCAACAGAAUCUCUCUGCUCCAAUGCAAGUGUGGAAAGCAGGCAGUCUUCAUAUUCAUACUGUGGGAGAAGUUUCUACCCACAGUAUCCAAUGGAAAACAAGCCACCUCUGUUUCCAGGAGGGUUCAAUGCUAGAGUCGAAAAAACUCUGCUAGAUGCCAAAAAGAAAUUAGAAGAGGAUAAUUUUGAUUCAGUAGAUGGACAGAGACCCAGGAUUGGGAGCUUAGGUAGCUUGCAAGGGAGUAUAUCAGGUUCUGCAAGCUCACUGGUAGGGGCUGGAUUGAAUCAGUCCUUUUCCAAAAGUGCUCCAAGUAUCUCUCAAUCUGGUGGGUGCAGUCAGUUUACUCCUAUGAAUUCUGGCCUUUCGACUCCUGUAUCCCCAUCACCAGCUCACUUGCAGUAUGUUCGGGAGCAGAUGGCAGUUGCUUUGAAAAGGCUUAAGCAGCUGGAAGAACAAGUAAAGAUGAUUCCUGUCCUUCAAGUUAAGAUUUCAGUCCUUCAAGAAGAAAAGCGUCAACUUAGUGUUCAGCUGAAGAGCCAGAAGUUUCUAGGGCAUAUGUCUGGGUUUGGAAAAUCUAGAUCCAGGGGAGAACUUUAUAUUGACAUUCCAGAAGAAGAAACGGACCAAAAUAAUGAUGUAUUCUCACCUUGUAGUCCACGUCAAGAUUCAGGAUGUGAGACAGAAGAGUCCACACUGUCAAAACGUGUUAGUCAAACACCCAAGAAGGAAACAAGAUCAGUAAGUGUUGGUACAGAUGAAAGUGCGAAGGAAUGUGAAAGCGAAGUAAAUAAAACCAGUGCAGCAUUAAAAACUGUAGUAGAAUGUAAAAGUGUAGGGGUAUUAGUAAAAGAACAUGACUUGGGGCUACCUUCAACAGUAACCCAAGAUGAAAAAGAACAGCAGUGUCGUACUAUUGAGUCCCUCUGUUCUAAGAUUUCAGUCCUGGAGAUGCAGCUGAAGAAAGCACUGCAGGAGCUUCAACUUGCUCAGCAAAAGCUGGAGGAGCAAAAACCCAAGCAGACAUCUGAGAAGGGUCAAGAGGUUAAGCCUACAACCGCAGAUGCUAUUAGUAUGACAACUGUGGGAUGGAAAGAAUUACAAGGUGAGCACAACAAGGAGGUUUCAGAUGUUGGUCUUCAGACAGUUCGACCAUCUGAACAAGUAGUUCAGCGGACAGUGGGAGUCCAAGCUUAUACAUCAUUACAGCCUACUGGUGAUGUUGAGCAGGAUUCAAAGCAACCUGUCACACAGGACCAGUUAAAAAUUAGUCACAGAGUGAAGGAAUUAGAAUAUCGUGAAGCAGGGAGUUCUGGCAGCAAAGAUAUUUCUCUCAGUGUACAUACGCAGCUGCCCAGUGAACAUGGAAAAGUAGAAGUCAGCCCGCCACAAGUCACAGUUUAUGAAACUCUGGUUGCAAGUGCAAGCACAGUACCAUACACUAUUUACAAGAGUAGUGAGUCACUUGAGAGAGCUUUUCCUGUCCAGUCAAACCCAUCAACUGGUAAUCAGCAUAUUGUGAAAAAGAUAAGCAUUAAAACAGAUACAUGGGGAGAGGAAGUGAAAGACAGUAAAACGCUGCCUGUACAAGCUGUAGUGACCGAGUUAAAAUCCACUGCAGCCCAGGAAGGAGAAGAUGGUACAUCUGCUACAAGUAACAACAGCCUCCAGUUUGUGGAAGUGAAUGGCGGUUACAAUGCCAUUUCUUCAGAGUCCAGCUCAGAUGACAGCUCCUCAGACAACGAGAGCUCCGCAAGUGAAUACCACGAAGCCAGUGAGGCACCCAUGGAGGGGCAAUUUCACAAAGCAGAGAGCAGGCCAACCCAGGCAGAGGAGCAAGGCAGCAGCAGUGGGAGAGAAAGGUUGACAGAUGUCUCCACAACAACAAGAACGGACAGUGCAAGCAGUCAGUGGAUUCUAAAACAUCGGUUUACAUUGAGUGACAGCCUGGUAUCAGCCUCUGUGGCUCUUCAGAAGCACCUGGAAAAUCCAGACUCCAAAGACAUGAAGGCAGCUUACAGUGCAGUGUUACAGGAAUGGUUACGAGUCUCUUGUCACAAGGGCGCAGACGCAGAAGUGGUUCAACAGCAUAUGAUGGUCUUCAGAGCGAUGUCGCCCAAGCUUCUGGAGUUCAUCAUUAAUAUGGGUGAUGGCAACGGGAACACUGCCUUGCAUUACACCGUUUCACACUCUAAUUUCCCAGUAGUCAAACUUCUACUGGACACUGGUAUGUGCAGUGUUGACAAACCAAACAAAGCAGGGUACACUGCCAUAAUGCUCACUGCACUAGCAGCUGUCCGAUCGGAGAGUGAUAUGGACACGGUGAUGCAGCUUCUCCGCCUUGGAGAUGUUAAUGCCAAAGCAACCCAGGCAGGUCAAACAACCUUGAUGCUUGCGGUAAGCCACGGACGGUUAGACAUGGUGAAAGCCCUCCUUGUGUGUGGAGCAGACAUUAACCUACAAGAUGAAGAUGGAUCCACUGCACUGAUGUGUGCCUGUGAACAUGGGCACAUGGAGAUAGUCAAAGCCCUGCUGGCUGAGAAGAACUGCAACGUGGCAUUGACAGAUAAUGAUGGCAGCACCGCUCUCUCUAUAGCACUUGAAGCAGGCCAGAAGGCGAUCGCAUCACUACUUCAGAGUCAUUUGAAUUGCAAUAACUCAUCAUAUCCAGUAAGAUUCUCUUUGUACUUGUAUAUUAGUACUUAUUUAGCUUUUGAACAAUUUCCUUGUUAUGAAAGUUGA